Chenopodium quinoa (quinoa) is the source of this 1031-nucleotide messenger RNA. RefSeq names its product ADP-ribosylation factor-like protein 8a. NCBI's taxonomy places the organism in Eukaryota, Viridiplantae, Streptophyta, Magnoliopsida, Caryophyllales, Amaranthaceae. Gene Ontology annotation, molecular function: GTP binding; GTPase activity. Bases 121 to 675 code for a protein of 184 amino acids. Gene Ontology annotation, biological process: protein transport. The transcript is spliced from 5 exons. The record is from RefSeq and is a predicted model, not a curated record.
UUCAAUUUCAUUUCAAGGUCAAAAGAAAAGAAAGAGCGAGUGAGAGAGAGUUUGUGUGAGAGUAUAUCCUCGUAGAUCUCUCUCUCUUCUUUCUCUCUCUAACUUUCUUCUUCCCUAGCCAUGGGUAUCUGGGAAGCUUUUCUUAAUUGGCUUCGAAGCCUUUUUUUCAAGCAGGAAAUGGAGCUGUCUUUGAUUGGACUUCAGAAUGCAGGAAAGACCUCUCUUGUUAACGUUGUGGCAACUGGAGGAUAUAGUGAAGAUAUGAUCCCAACUGUUGGUUUCAAUAUGAAGAAGGUUACCAAAGGGAAUGUUACAAUAAAGUUGUGGGAUAUUGGAGGUCAACCAAGGUUUCGUAGUAUGUGGGAGAGAUACUGCCGUGCUGUCUCCGCUAUUGUUUACGUUGUUGAUGCUGCUGACCAUGAUAACUUAGGCAUAUCAAGAAGUGAACUUCAUGAUCUGCUAAGCAAAACUUCAUUGAGUGGCAUCCCUCUCCUGGUGCUUGGAAACAAAACAGACAAGCCUGGAGCUAUCUCAAAAGAAGAUUUUAUGGAACAAAUGGAGCUCAAGUCAAUUACAGAUAGAGAGGUAUGCUGUUUUAUGAUCUCCUGCAAGAACUCAACAAACAUUGAUGCAGUUAUUGACUGGCUUGUGAAGCACUCUAAAUCGAAGAGCUAAAUAGAAGGCUUAUCCUCCAUAUUCUUGUGUUGAAGUUUUUAUUAAACCUUGUUUAUUAGUGAAAUUAUUGAACUUUGACAUGGCUGUGUCGAUAUCCCUUAUAUAUAGCUUUAUAGUGGGUGUAAAUCAGGGUUUGUUUAUGAAUGAGAGGAUUUCUGGCGUGUUUUCCUGUCUGUCUCUUUCAUCUGUCAUCUUGCUGCAGAGUUCACUGCAUGAGAAACGUGGCUGAUUUUUAGGAAGUUUGUAGAAAUGCGUGCUUAUGCUUGUAUCUUCCUUUGGUAGGUUAUUCUAUCAGGUUGUUCGUGUCAGUUUGGAUUUGGUAUAGGCUGUUUUCAAAUUGAUUUUGGUUCAUACUA